Aedes albopictus (Asian tiger mosquito) is the source of this 4598-nucleotide messenger RNA. RefSeq names its product sialin. The record is from RefSeq and is a predicted model, not a curated record. Lineage: Eukaryota; Metazoa; Arthropoda; Insecta; Diptera; Culicidae. Gene Ontology annotation, biological process: monoatomic anion transport; transmembrane transport. Gene Ontology annotation, molecular function: transmembrane transporter activity. Gene Ontology annotation, cellular component: membrane. The transcript has 4 exons. Bases 1102 to 2841 code for a protein of 579 amino acids.
CGAACCGACCCAUUUCUGUGUGGGUGUUGGUCGGUGCUGGACUGGCUGGCGGCGGUGACGACGGCAGCACAAUCCUCAGCCAGCCACACAUUUUACCAAUUUUAAACGCCACAUUUGUUGUGGCCAAUCAGUUGUCCAGGCCGGAUCGGUUCGUGAUAAAUUCCGCAAACAUGGUGGUCGCGCUUGGCUCCGCUCGCGCUAGUGAUAUCAGUUUGCCACUCUGAACAGAUGUUAAUCGAUUGGUGAUUUGACACGGUAGAUCCUGCUGGAUUAACAAAUGUGACGAAAUUAUGGUUGUGCGUAUCGGAACCGGUUUGCGUCGUGGUCGAAACAGGCCUUAAAGAAGGGUUUUUGCUCAGCUAAAUCAGAAAAGUGUGUGAAGUUUAGAUGCAUCUGUGGCAGUUCUCAAAAUCAUUAAAUUUUCAUCGCAUUGAUUAAACUGAUUCAAAGGUGUUUCCCGGUGCCUUAUGAUUCUUUAUCCACACAAAGAGUGUCCUAGAGUGGAAAAUGCCAUUGAAAAGUAGUUUAAAAAUCGAUCGCAUCCCAAGGACACCAAGUGCAGUGCGAUUCCGAACGGCGACAACGGGGGUGGUUGGAAGCGGAUUUUCCGGAGCGAAGAAAAUUGUUCCGGGUGUUGGUUUAUUGCAUGACCGAAGAAGAAGGGCUAACACGUGCACCAGUAAGCCAGCUCACCACUAUCAUCGCCGGCGGCACCAGCUGGUGCAGCAAUAGCAGCGCUUAUUGCGAAUCACAUUCCUGCCUAAGAAGAGUCACCAUGCUGCGUUUCAGCCACGACAUUGACCUACUAAGCCCAAGCUGCCGAAACUCGUCGGUUUGUUGAACAGGUUGUUCCAGAAGUUCUCACCAGAUCAACCAAAUGACGGACGAGGUAAAACUCAAACCAUUAAUCAACGCCCUCGUCGCUAACACUAGUUACCGGGUGUCACUCCAAAGCUAUUCGCUGCUGUUUCCGUCGUUACUUCCGCUCGUAAGGAUUUAACUGGGGGACACAUCGCGCUUUUAAGUUAGGCCUUACUUUCGCUUGAUACAGUAUUUUUGUGUGGAAGAAGUAUAGCAGUUACUCUAUUGUUUGCCGAAAACAUGGACGAGAAAGGAAUCAAGUUCCUACCGACGACAACUAAACCACGACCCAGAAUGCCGAAAGUCGGAUGGAGGCGAUCCGUGUCAGAUCGCAUCCCGGCCCGGUUGGUGCUGUACUUCCUGUCGUGGUCCGGAUUCCUGGUGUCGUUCAUGAUGCGCAACGACAUCAACUUCGCCCUGGUGGCCAUGGUGCGCGACAGUUCGUCCAACUCGUCCGUCAACGGCCACUGCGCACCGUCCAGUAUGGCGGCCCUGGCGGGAUCAUCACCAUCUGCGGUGACCAACGGCAACUUUUCAGAAUCGCUGCUACUGGGAAAUUUUACCGCCAGCGGCGACGACGAUGUAGGGGCUGGUAUUGAUCUUCUGAUGGGAGCGGACGUGGUGGCGGAACGACGCGAUGAGAAUCUGUACGGGAAUUUUGACUGGGACUCGACGGUUCAGGCCGUCAUCAAGGGUUCGUUCUACUGGUGCUACGUACUGUCGCAGGUGGCCGGCGGAGUGGCCACUCAGUACUUCGGGACGAAGAGCGUGUUUGGCUGGAGUCAGUUCUUCACGGCUGCUUGCAGUUUAUGCAUUCCGUACGCUUCGGACAUUCAUUAUGGAGUGGUUAUUUUACUGCGGUCGAUCCAAGGAUUCGCCAGCGGGUUGACGUGGCCUGCUAUGUAUGCCAUCGUUGGAUACUGGAUACCACCGGUCGAACGGAGUCGGUUCAUGUCCAGUUUCCAAGGGUUUAGUAUUGGAAUAGGAUUAACUUACCCGUUGUGUGGGUUCAUCAUUGCCCACUUUGGUUGGAGAUUGGUGUUCUACACGACCGGUACUAUUGGAAUGAUUUGGUGCCUGUUUUGGUACCUGCUGGCAUUCAAUACCCCUCAAGAGCAUCCUCGGAUAACGCCGGAAGAGCUGGAGUACAUCGAACUGAAUGUGAGCGAAGACAUCAAAAACGGUCAGGGCAUGAAGGUGCCCUGGAAGAAGAUAUUUACAUCGAUGCCGGUGUACGCCAUCGGUUUGACCACUUUCGGGCGUAUUUGGGUUCACUAUACGUUCAUCAUGUCCGGACCGGAGUACAUGCAGAAGAUCCUAUGUUUCGACAUUCAGCAGAAUGGACUGCUCAGCGGAACACCAUUCCUGUGUUCGUACUUGUCCUCGGUUCUGUUCUGCUACAUUGCUGACAUUCUGGUGCACAAGCAGCUGAUGACACUGACCAACGUGCGGAAACUGUUCACAGCCUUGUCGCAAAUCGUGCCCGGCGUUCUGGUGCUCCUGGUUGGAUACCUUGGGUACAACAUUGUGACGGUGCUGGUGCUGUGGUUUGUUGCCGUCACGUUCAUUACGGCGUCCUAUGCCGGAGCCAUGGCCAACAUCGUGGAUAUUGCGCCCAACCUGGCUGGACCGGUGCUGGCGUUUGCGCAGACCAUUCACAUGACGGCGUCGUUCCUACAACCUCUGGUGACCGGAGUCAUGGUGACCGAUGCGCAAAACCUGAACCAAUGGUUGCACGUGUUCGGCGUCAGUUCGGUGGUAGCCAUCAGCUGCUACCUGGUGUUCCAGUUUUUCGGCACGGCAGAAAUUCAACCCUGGAACUACCCGGUGCCGGAUCCGGAGGUCUGCUCGACGGACGAUUCUGCCGUGAUAGCGAACCAGCCGAUGCUCAAGGUGUCGUCGGUGAGCGGCGCCGGGUUCAAGUACAACCGCAGCGGAGGUGUUGACGAUGACGACGAGAACGAUAGCAGUGAUAAUUGAGGUUAAGCUAGUAUUAGGGCUAAGGUUUAGCAGUUUUGUCGGAUAUAAAGAGAUUGCAGAACGUGAUACAGAGAAUUGGGAUGCAGAGUGGAAAGCGACUCGAUUAACACGGGAGUGUUGUGAGAAUUCGGGAUACGUGAGAUAUGCGUAACGGUUGAGUUCCAUUGCUACGAAGGAAUUUUCAUUAGUUUUCUCUUUUGGAACAUGUGGGGUUCAUGCGAGUUUUUUUUAUUUAUUGCUGGCACUACGCCACCAAAUCGGCCGCGAUGCCUUUUAAACCAUGUCUGAGACUAGGGGCAAGACACUGUGUAAUCCGGAGCAACACUGAGUAAUUCUGAGUGACACUUUUUGUUCGAAUCCAUUCAGAAACGUCGCUACGAAGCGGGAAAUCGGACAAGACUGCUCGAUUUUUCCUUGGUAUCAGGCAACACCAGAGAAUACCAGAGUGAUCCAGAGCUACCCAGAGGAAUUCUGAGCAACACUUCGAUAACAGAGUUACUCUUGCUGUAUCUGUCUUGCCUCUAGGUCUGAGAUAGUGCUUCGACCAUUAAAUUGCGAAAAAUUUAAAGACAUUUUCUAUGUUUUCUUUGUAUUUUUAAUAAUUAUUUAAUUUAAUAUAAAAAGUUGUUUAUUUUUAUAAUAAAUAUUCUAACAUUUUAUUGAUAUACAGGCCCGGAUUAAUGAUUAUAGGCCCCGAGCGAAAAUGAAGAAUUUAAGUAGGGUAAUUUUCCAAUUGUUGCACGGGGUUUAUCUAGCAAAAAUAUUUAAAAAAUCUUAAAAGUUAUUUUUGCUACUUGUUAAUUAUUGAAAAUUGGGAUUCCCAACUCAUGUCCAAGAGCCUCACCUUCAUUUAAAUCACGCUGUAGCUCAUGUCUAUUUGGUCUCGGAGAGCAUUAAUGGCAAUGGUUGAUUGAUUGAUUUGUCUUUAUUUAAGAGACUUUUAGCCCGUGGCAAUGACAAUGGAACUUAACCACAAUGCACAAACAAUCGACAGUUUUAGGGAUAAGGCAACCAGACUAAACGAAAUGGACGCAGUGCACUUCUCAAAGAAACAGUAGUUUAGGCAAUAAUGUUAUGAACUUUGGUACGGCCGCUACCGGUGCACCGAUCACCUCUAUUUAUAGGUGUAGUUGUUUCUUGAACCAGAAUUCCAGCAAUUACCAACUAAGUUUAACCCCCAGAUGCAAACCAUAUAUCCGUACCGUAGAACGCGUUAACGAUUGCAUGCACAGUUACUUAAGGAAUCAUGGACAGUGGAGUUGUGCUGGUUUUAAGAUAUAGGGGUUUUGUCCUUUUUGCGUUCGAAAAUUUUGGCCACAACGAUUUCUUGUUUCAAAAUCGAAGGCCUCAAUCGUGCGAAAGUGGGCAAAACACCUCUAGUCUAGAGUGUUCUAAGAAUCCAACUACAAUGAGAGAGAAGUUCCGUGUUCAUAAAAAUGUGUAUUUCCAGAAGUGAUUGCAAACAAACGUUUAUUAGAGGAAACAAAAAGUUCUACAAACAAUAGAUUAGAUAAAGAGAGAGACAAUGUAGCACUCACACAUACACCUACAUAUAACUAUGCAAAUACAGAACAGUCUUAAAACAGUUAUUAUAACACCUAUUGAAGAAAACUUGUUGUUUAGGUUUCUAGUUUUAACGGAUCUCACUCUUAUAUAGAUACUUGCAGAGAUAUAAUUAAUAAAGCAAAUAAAAAAGAAAACCAUGUUUUGUAACAAAAACACCUUUGGCGCCUGUAACCACAGUGUGUAACACAUAA